GAAGAUCUGGAGAACAUCGAGAUUUCUGCUGUGCAAGGGCGGGCUCGCGCAAUGUUUUGCUGAUGGAUCACAUCAUGCUGGAAGAAGACACCUCAGACAGUUAUUUGUCCAUUCAAGACUUUGCUGAUUUAAGGUUACCUCAGCAUCUCUCAGGUCACAGGCGGAACGAACACCAACCGAGUAUAAUGGUUGUCAGCACGCGGCACAACGAUGAAGGCACCAAGACUUCAGUGCCAGGCUCUACCGCGAAGCAACCGGUCUUUUUCCCACGUCCUGCCAAUAUCACCCAGAGUUAUCUAUUGGCUCCAGAACGUGUCGACUAUGGCAGUCCACAAUUCGAUGAAUUUUGGAAGCGCAGUGUGGAUAACAAGCUCGCCGCCGUCUUGUUUGACAUCUACCGUCGCUACCCGAUCCAUCGUCACUCAGAGCCGAACCAACCCGCAAACUCUGUGGAACAUGUCAAUGCUCUGAAAGACUACUCCGUGAACCAGUUUUCAGCGAGGAAUACAACCUAGGAACACUCAGAUAUUCCGCCGAGCAAGCGAAGUGUAACCUAUGCGUGUUGCUCUGGCCGGCAUGCCAGCAAACGGCACGGCCUCCGCCAACUACCGCCCGCUUUGAGCGCAAAGGCUCUUACAUAAACAUCAACUCCUCCGGCGGACCUGUUCUUUCCAUAUCCCUAACACCCUCUUUCAGUCUCCCAUCAGAAAAUGAAAACAGUGAGAUACAAGUCGGACUUGUGCGGCUAUCGCCCCUCAAUAGUGAUGCUCAUUUCGAAGUCAUCCGACAGCGGCUCGCAGAUUGCGACGAGAAUCACGGCUGUAUGACAACUGAUUCACACAAGCCCAUCUCAGCCACUCGAUCACAACUACUUCACACGCGCGUCAUCGACGUAAGCCCUCCUGGCUCUACUGAUGUCCGCCCAGUGGAAAUAGCCCGAGGAUCGGCCGGACGCUGGAUAGCAGUCUCGCACCAAUGGGGCGCCAAACCCUGGUUCUGCACCGUCAAGUCCAACCUUGCCUCUCACCUGAAGGGCAUCCCCCUGUCUUCGCUCCCUGCCGCAUUUACCGACACGGUGAAGGUGACACGUGCCCUUGGGUGCCAGUACCUCUGGAUUGACUCCAUCUGUGUCUUCAGAAGGAGGAGGAUGACCCAGGAGACUUCAACAAGGAGAUGAAAAACAUGAAGCAGUAUUACUCUGGGGCAUACUGUGUUCUGGGCCUCAGCGCGGGCGAGGGACACGGGGCUGGGUUUCUAGCGGAGAGAAAGAGAAGGGAAGUGGUGACGUUUGAAGGUGGAGGUGGAGGCCAGUUUCACAUUACGGAAGCAAUAGAUGAUUUUGGGAAGCAGGUUCUUCAAGGGCCGCUCAGAAGUCGGGGGUGGGUGUUGCAGGAACAUGCUUUGGCGAGGCGAGCGGUGUUCUUUACGGAGGCUCAGACGUAUUGGGAAUGCGGAGAAGGGGUUAGGUGCGAGACGGGCACAAGGAUGAAUAACACCCGCGCAGCCUUCUUGGGCGAUCCGAACCUCCUCAAUGAAUGUUGACCAAGGCGAAAAGAUCCUACGCUGCCAAAACCUUUUCAAGGUCUACUCACAUCUAGGGCUGACCAACAGCUUUGACCGCCCAGCAGCCAUCGACAGCCUCCAGUCUCGAAUCUUACGAGCCCUCAAGGCCAAGGGCAGGUUCGGUAUCUUUGACGAGGGCAAGUCUUUGGGUCUUUUGUGGCGUAGUCUACUGUGGCAGCGGAUAAUGGUUCCGAUGAUGGCAUCAGCACCAACACAGAAAAGUUGAUACCCAUCAUCUUUCCCCCAGACAGGGCCAUCUCUGCGGUGCCGUCGUGGUCGUGGAUGAAGUACGAGGGCGGGAUCAAGUAUGUGAAUGUCGUGUUUCAUAGUGUGGAGUGGAAAUGGGUUGAAUCACCCUGGUUUAGGACGAGGCAUCGCCAACAGUCUGAGAGGAGACCAGGGGGCAAUGAUAUCACUCUGGUGACCAAGGUACAAGAUGAUGGUAAUCGGUAUGGAGAGGGAAUAAUCAUCUUGGGUUGUCCUGGACAAUCAAGCCCACAUCUGCCACACAAAGUGUGUGGUUUUGGGAAGGCAGAAGCACUUUGACGAGAGGAAUGGGAGAAAGCAGCUUUGUUAUAUUUUGAUACUGCGUGAGACUGGGGGCAGCUUCAUGCACCCAGGCCACGGGAAGCUUAAGAUUUAUGAGCGAACUGGUGCUGGGAGUCUACCAGUCACAUGUUUGGAUGGUGGAAGAGUAAUGGUCGCGAUUGAACAGGGAAAAGCUGAGGUGAAUCACAGAAACCAUACAAGACUGUGGCAUACCAGCUGACCUUAACUAGAUGGCAGGCGACCCUGAUUUCAAUGUGUUUCAUUGUCUCCCAAGUUACUCACUUGUUAACUUUCCUACCUACAAUCACAACUAUACAAUAAGCAGU
Molecule: messenger RNA, 2438 nt
Organism: Podospora bellae-mahoneyi
Lineage: Eukaryota; Fungi; Ascomycota; Sordariomycetes; Sordariales; Podosporaceae
Exons: 2
Coding region: 1174-1542 (122 amino acids)
Source: RefSeq, a predicted model, not a curated record